This is a messenger RNA of Erpetoichthys calabaricus (reedfish), 2015 nucleotides long. Its product is annotated as tissue alpha-L-fucosidase-like. Gene Ontology annotation, biological process: glycoside catabolic process; fucose metabolic process. NCBI's taxonomy places the organism in Eukaryota, Metazoa, Chordata, Cladistia, Polypteriformes, Polypteridae. The record is from RefSeq and is a predicted model, not a curated record. Gene Ontology annotation, cellular component: lysosome. Gene Ontology annotation, molecular function: alpha-L-fucosidase activity.
GAUCACGUGAAACACGCGUAGAAAGAAAUGUAUGCAAGUGUUUAAUGCGGCGGACCAGCGACAAGCCGUAAGCAUUUGUAGAGACGCGGAACAGCUUCGUGCGGAGGGUGCUUGGGCCCGGGCUCAACAAGAGAAGGGAGAUCAACUUGAGGAAAAAAUCCAUUAUGCUGGCGCUCUGGGCGGUCCUCGUUGCUUUCCCGAUCGUCGCUUCCCGACCACAACGCGGCCCCUACAAACCGGAUUGGGAGAGUCUGGACAAGCGGCUGCUGCCUCCUUGGUACGAUCAAGCCAAAUUCGGCAUUUUCGUGCACUGGGGGGUGUUCGCGGUGCCCGGUUUCGGCAGCGAGUGGUUCUGGUGGCACUGGCAAGGAAAUAAAGAUCCAGCUUAUGUGAACUUCAUGAAAAAGAACUAUCCACCGGGCUUCAGCUAUGCAGACUUCGCCCCCGAGUUCAAGGCGGAGUUCUUCGACCCGGAGGAAUGGGCGGACCUUUUCCGGGACUCUGGAGCCAAGUAUGUUGUCCUUACAACCAAGCACCAUGAAGGAUUCACUAACUGGGGUUCACCCUCGUCAUGGAACUGGAAUUCAGUUGAUGUAGGACCGCAUCAGGACUUAGUUGGUGAAUUAGGUGAUGCUGUAAGAAAAAGAGGAAUGCACUAUGGUGUGUAUCAUUCUCUUUUUGAGUGGUUUCAUCCUCUCUAUCUCUCUGACAAGAAAUCGGGAUUUAAAACCCAAGAUUUUGUCUUCAGUAAAGCAAUGCCUGAGCUUUAUGAUCUCGUCACAAGGUACAAGCCGGACGUAAUCUGGUCAGAUGGAGAUUGGGAAGCACCCGAUUCUUACUGGAAUUCUACUCAAUUCCUAGCUUGGUUGUAUAAUGAGAGCCCUGUCAAGGACUCGGUAGUCACAAAUGACCGUUGGGGUGCUGGGUGCUCCUGUAAACAUGGUGGGUUCUAUAAUUGUGCUGACAAAUACAGUCCAGGUCAGCUUCCCUCUCACAAGUGGGAGAAAUGCACCUCAGUGGAUAUGCUGUCCUGGGGCCAUCGCAGAAAUAUGAAGCUGAACCAGCUUCUUGACCUGCCUUCCAUUAUACAGGAUUUGGUGCAGACAGUCAGCCUGGGUGGUAACUACUUGCUCAACGUGGGACCAUCUGCUGAGGGUACUUUAGCAGUAGCUUUUGAGGAGAGGCUUCGAGGAGUUGGGGCUUGGCUUGACUUGAACGGUGAUGCCAUUUACUCCUCCCAGCCAUGGAGAGUACAGAAUGAGAAUGUCACAGUUCCUAUCUGGUACACUUUUAAAGACAGUAACGUUUAUGCCAUCUUUUUCACAUGGCCAUCGGACAACACAUUGCAGCUAACGACACCCAAAGUCUCCCCCUCGACAAAUGUGACAAUGCUUGGGAACCCCGGCCUCCUAAAAUGGACCCCCAUGGGACAAACAGGACUGAAUGUGAUUUUGCCUUUUCCUUUUUUAACAUCCCAAGCCUGGACACUUAAACUGCAGGGUGUUGCAUAAUGAAAAAGAAAUCAACAGACUGAAUCAGCAAUGUGUAUUGUGACUAGAUGUGUGAGAAUCAAAUGAAAGAUGUGACGGACAAAUGUUUUAUUUUCAGGCUUUACCUGUGCUGAUGUGCAACCAAUAAAUAUGAUUUCUUUACGAAUUUAAAGAUGUUCAACUGAGGCAGAAUCAAAAAUUAUUACAGAUCUGUGCACUGAAUCUAAAAGGAACAGAUAUUAACAUAAAUAGAACUGCAAUUGCAACAUUAGAGGAACCAAUUGUUAAGAGUGAUUUAAAGAGUAAAAUCAUUGUACUCUGGUAAAAGCAUCAAGCUAAAGACAUUUGUCAUGAAACCGAGGUGUAAAAACAAUCACAGUAUGUAUCCUGAUCACUAAUCAGAACUGUGAAUUUGAAAUGGUGACUUACUUCAUGGUGAAAUGAAAUAGUGACCACAUUUGUGACUUACUAAAGAGGCUAUGUUUUUGCAUACUAAACCAAAAAUAUAUAUUUUUUAAAUUUCCA